ACUCGCAGUUUCUGACUCUGCUGCAAGCUGUCCCUUCUCCUCAUCUACCCUUGAGAAAGAAGAACAUCCGACCUCCGAACAAUAUCCGAUCAGUUUCUCGGAUCUCAGUAGUUGAUCCAAUCCGAUUCCGACAAUGAACGACGCCGAUGUAUCCAGGCAGAUCCAGCAGAUGGUCCGUUUCAUCCGCCAGGAAGCGGAGGAGAAGGCCAAUGAGAUUUCCGUCUCAGCCGAAGAAGAAUUCAACAUUGAGAAGCUGCAACUAGUGGAAGCGGAGAAGAAGAAGAUCAGACAAGAGUAUGAGCGCAAAGAGAAGCAAGUCGAUGUCCGUAAGAAAAUUGAGUACUCUAUGCAGCUCAAUGCGUCUCGGAUUAAGGUCCUUCAAGCUCAAGAUGACUUGGUUAACUCUAUGAAAGAUGCAGCAUCAAAGGAGCUUUUGCAUGUCAGUCACAACCACCAUAACUAUAAGAAGCUUCUGCAUGAUCUUAUUGUUCAGAGUUUGCUCAAACUCAAAGAGCCUUCUGUCUUGUUGCGUUGCCGGGAAAAUGAUGUAGAAUUGGUAGCAGAUGUCUUGCACUCAGCAAAGGAGGAAUAUGCAGCAAAGGCGGGGGUCCACCCACCUGAGGUCAUUAUUGACAACAUCCACCUGCCACCUGCUCCUUCCCAUCAUGGUGCACAUGGUCUUUUCUGCUCUGGAGGAGUGGUUUUGGCUUCCCGAGAUGGAAAAAUUGUGUGUGAAAACACUCUUGAUGCUAGAUUGGAAGUUCUGUUCCGUAAAAAACUUCCAGAGAUCCGCAAGCUGCUAUUUGGGCAAGCUGGAGCCUGUUAGAUUUGAGUUUCUUGUUCUUAGCUUCUUUCAGUUCUUGCCUUCCAUAUCGUGAAGCUGGGGGCAAUGACCACAUAAAUUAUCAGCUUGUGUUACUUAUGUUUGCUGCUUCCACCCCCCAAGUCUUUCUUGUGCUAGUAAAGGUUACCCUUUAUGCAGCUUUACAUAAUUAUUUGAUUGUGGCAUUAGUGCAUAACUUGAGUAUCAUAUUGUUUCGAGCUCCUAGAUUUUUAUGGUAUUAAAUAUCUCAAUAAGUUUGGUACAAUGAGACAAAGAUAUAAUAAGAGAACUGAGUCAUCUUUUUAAA
Ipomoea triloba (trilobed morning glory) is the source of this 1130-nucleotide messenger RNA. RefSeq names its product V-type proton ATPase subunit E-like. Gene Ontology annotation, biological process: proton transmembrane transport. Gene Ontology annotation, cellular component: proton-transporting two-sector ATPase complex, catalytic domain. Gene Ontology annotation, molecular function: proton-transporting ATPase activity, rotational mechanism. NCBI's taxonomy places the organism in Eukaryota, Viridiplantae, Streptophyta, Magnoliopsida, Solanales, Convolvulaceae. The coding region runs from base 134 to 826 and encodes 230 amino acids. The record is from RefSeq and is a predicted model, not a curated record. The transcript has 6 exons.